AUGAUUCCACCGCCUGGAUGGUCCCCCCGCCUGGAUGGUUUCCCCGCCUGGAUGGUUCCACCGCCUGGAUGGUUCCACCGCCUGGAUGGUUCCCCCGCCUGGAUGGUUCCACCGCCUGCAUGGUUCCCCCGACUGGAUGGUCCCCCCGCCUGGAUGGUUCCACUGCCUGGAUGGUUCCCCCCGCCUGUAUGGUUCCACUGCCUGGAUGGUUCCCCCCGCCUGGAUGGUUCCCCCGCCUGGAUGGUUCCCCCGACUGGAUGGUCCCCCGCCUGGAUGGUUCCCCCGCCUGGAUGGUUUCCCCCGCCUGGAUGGUUCCACCGCCUGGAUGGUUCCCCCCGCCUGGAUGGUUCCCCCGCCUGGAUGGUUCCACCGCCUGCAUGGUUCCACCGCCUGGAUGGUACCCCGCUUGGAUGGUUCCCCCCGCCUGGAUGGUUCCCCCGCCUGGAUGGUUCCACCGCCUGGAUGGUUCCCUCGCCUGCAUGGUUCCUCCGCCUGGAUGGUUCCACUGCCUGGAUGGUUCCCACCGCCUGGAUGGUUUCCCCGCCUGGAUGGUUCCCCCGCCUGGAUGGUUCCCCCGCCUGGAUGGUUCCCCCGCCUGGAUGGUUCCCCCCGCCUGGAUGGUUCCACUGCCUGGAUGGUUCCCCCCGCCUGGAUGGUUCAUCCGCCUGGAUGGUUCCCCCGCCUGGAUGGUUCCACCGCCUGGAUGGUUCCCCCGCCUGGAUGGUUCCACCGCCUGCAUGGUUCCACCGCCUGGAUGGUUCCCCCGCCUGGAUGGUUCCCCCGCCUGGAUGGUUCCACCGCCUGGAUGGUUCCCCCCGCCUGGAUGGUCCCCCCGCCUGCAUGGUUCCACCGCCUGGAUGGUUCCCCCCGCCUGGAUGGUUCCCCUGCCUGCAUGGUUCCCCUGCCUGGAUGGUCUCCCCCGCCUGGAUGGUUCCCCCGCCUGGAUGGUCCCCCCGCCUGGAUGGUCCCCCCGCCUGGAUGGUUCCCCUGCCUGGAUGGUUCCCCCGCCUGGAUGGUCCCCCCGCCUGA
Procambarus clarkii (red swamp crayfish) is the source of this 1029-nucleotide messenger RNA. NCBI's taxonomy places the organism in Eukaryota, Metazoa, Arthropoda, Malacostraca, Decapoda, Cambaridae. The record is from RefSeq and is a predicted model, not a curated record.